This is a messenger RNA of Rattus rattus (black rat), 4638 nucleotides long. RefSeq names its product junction mediating and regulatory protein, p53 cofactor (gene Jmy). Gene Ontology annotation, biological process: intrinsic apoptotic signaling pathway by p53 class mediator; 'de novo' actin filament nucleation; Arp2/3 complex-mediated actin nucleation. Gene Ontology annotation, cellular component: nucleus; cytoplasm. Lineage: Eukaryota; Metazoa; Chordata; Mammalia; Rodentia; Muridae. The coding region runs from base 465 to 3401 and encodes 978 amino acids. Gene Ontology annotation, molecular function: actin binding; transcription coactivator activity; Arp2/3 complex binding. The record is from RefSeq and is a predicted model, not a curated record. The transcript has 11 exons.
CCGUGUUUACGUCCCUCGUGGAGCUGCCGACGUCACAGCCGAAUGGCAACAUUGUGGCGAUGCUGAGACUGGAGGUUUAGGAGUCUGCUUUCUGGUUCCGGCUGGCUCGGCGCGGUCGCGGGGAGGCAGAGAGGCGGCUGGGAGGUCGGCCCCGGCGAGCGGCGGACGCGCGCCUCAGCGUCUCUGCACGCAGCUCCGUGGGCUCGCGCAGGCCGGCCCGGCGGCCCAGGGCCCCGCGCUGCCGCAGCGAGCGGCUUGUAAACAGAUCCGGCCGCACGUGACCAUGUGAACUACCUGCUCCGGGCCGCGUAUUGUCUCUUCAGAGAGUCGCGCCACAAAGGAGCCGGUGGAUGAGCGGCCGGCGCGCUAAGAUGGCUGAAGGCGCCCGGCAAGGGUGAGCUGGGGGCGCGACCGUCGCGGAGACUCGGCCGGGCGGCCCCCCUUGGCCGGACACCGGAGCUACCAUGUCGUUCGCGCUGGAGGAGACACUUGAGUCCGACUGGGUGGCGGUGCGGCCCCACGUAUUCGACGAGCGCGAGAAGCACAAGUUUGUGUUCAUUGUGGCCUGGAACGAGAUUGAAGGCAAGUUUGCUAUAACCUGUCACAACCGGACGGCCCAGAGACAGAGGAGCGGUUCCCGGGAACAGACCGGGACGUCAGCGUCUGAUGGGAGCCGCGGGCCCGGCAGCCCGGCGGCCAGGGGUCGGCCCGAGGCCGCUGCCUCUUCUACAGCGCUCCGGAGCCCCGGGCCACGGAAGAGCCAGGCCUGGACUGAGAGCGGCUCUCCGCGCAGCGCGCGCAGCCUGAGGGGGGAUCCCCUUCGGGGUCCGCCCGCCAAAGGACCGGAGAGUCCUCUCCGUAGCCCCGUGCGGGCCAAGGCCAGCCCGCACCGCAGAGGCGCCGAAUCCCGAGAUGCGACCGCCGGUGCCACGCCAACCCCGCCGGCGCCCCCGAUGUCGUCGGUGCGGGUGGUGAGUGCCUCUGGGGCGGUCUCCGAGGAGAUCGAGGUCCUGGAAUUGGUGAGGGAGGACGAGGCGCCACAGCCGCUCCCCGACUCGGAGCAGUCGCCGUCCGCCGCGGAGCAGGAGUCUCCGGCUGAAGAAUGCAGCUGGGCCGGGCUUUUCUCCUUCCAGGAUCUGCGGGCCGUGCAUCAGCAGCUGUGCUCAGUGAACUCCCAGCUGGAGCCGUGCCUGCCGGUGUUCCCCGAAGAGCCGUCCGGCAUGUGGACGGUGCUGUUUGGGGGCGCCCCCGAGAUGACCGAGCAGGAGAUCGACGCUCUAUGUUACCAACUCCAGGUCUACCUGGGCCACGGCCUGGACACGUGUGGCUGGAAGAUCCUUUCCCAGGUGCUUUUCACCGAGACGGAUGAUCCGGAGGAGUAUUACGAAAGCCUCAGCGAGCUGCGGCAGAAGGGCUACGAAGAGGUGCUUCAGCGGGCCAGGAGGCGCAUCCAGGAGCUCUUGGACAAGCACAAGACUAUAGAAAGCAUGGUGGAGCUUCUGGACCUGUAUCAGAUGGAGGACGAAGCCUACAGCAGCCUUGCAGAAGCUACAACAGAGCUCUACCAGUAUCUACUCCAGCCCUUCCGAGACAUGCGCGAGCUUGCCAUGCUGCGGAGGCAGCAGAUCAAGAUUUCCAUGGAGAAUGAUUAUUUGGGUCCUCGAAGAAUUGAGAGUCUACAGAAAGAAGAUGCUGACUGGCAGCGGAAAGCUCACAUGGCUGUUUUGUCUAUUCAGGACCUCACUGUCAAAUAUUUUGAAAUAACAGCAAAAGCUCAGAAAGCUGUGUAUGAUCGGAUGCGAGCAGAUCAGAAGAAAUUUGGCAAAGCAUCAUGGGCAGCAGCUGCUGAACGAAUGGAAAAGCUCCAGUAUGCAGUUUCUAAAGAGACUUUGCAGAUGAUGAGAGCUAAGGAGAUUUGUCUGGAACAGAAGAAACAUGCACUAAAAGAAGAGAUGCAGAGUCUGCAGGGCGGCACAGAGGCCAUCGCUCAGUUGGACCAGCUGGAGGCAGACUACUAUGCCCUGCAGCUUCAGCUGUAUGAAGUCCAGUUCGAGGUCUUGAAGUGCGAGGAGUUGCUACUGACUGCACAGCUGGAGAGCAUCAGACGACUUGUAUCAGAAAAGCGAGAUGAAGUGGUGUACUAUGACACUUACGAGAGCAUGGAGGCCAUGCUGGAGAAGGAGGAGGUGGCUGCCUCUGUGCAUGCGCAGAGGGAAGAGCUGCAGAAGCUGCAGCAGAAGGCUCGCCAGCUGGAGGCACGGAGGGGCCGCGUCUCAGCCAAGAAAGCCUACCUCAGGAAUAAAAAGGAAAUUUGUAUUGCAAAACACCAUGAGAAGUUCCAGCAGCGUUUUCAGAGUGAAGAUGAAUACAGAGCCCAUCAUACAAUACAGCUAAGGAGAGACAAAUUGCAUGAAGAAGAGGAAAGAAAAAGUGCCUGGGUUAGCCAAGAGAGGCAAAGGACGCUGGAUAGACUGCGAACGUUUAAGCAGAGGUACCCUGGACAAGUCAUCCUUAAGUCAACCAGAUUACGAGCAGCUCAUUCAAGAAGAAAAAGCACGGCAAGUCCUGUGCCCUGUGAGGAGCAGUGUGACUCUCUCCCAGCAGUGCUGCAGGGGGAGGGGAAAACAGAGGCGGGAGAAGGAAGAGGCCAGCUUGGGUCUUCACAGACAGCAGAGCCCCGGAGCCUUGCCCAGCUUGAAGACACUUCAUCAGUACAACCUGAAUCCACCUCAUUACCUCCUCCUGCUGUCACCUCUGAACGGCCUCCUCCUGAGUCAGCUCCACUGUUGACCAAUAGUGACCCCGAACGGUGUUCUGUUACUAUAGAUCCUCUCCCACCCCCUCUUCCUCCAACACCGCCUCCUCCCCCUCCACCCCCUCCCCCUCCAGCCCCACCUCUGCCGGUUGCAAAGGACAGUGGAGCCACCACCCCUGCAGAGACACUGGAGAAAGAUGCACUUAGGACGGAGUGUGGCGGGAAGGGCAUCCCCAAGUCGGCCAGCGCACCCACAGCACACCUCUUUGACAGCAGCCAGCUGGUCAGCGCCCGGAGGAAGCUCAGAAAGACUGCGGAGGGUUUGCAGAGGAGGAGAGUGAGCUCACCCAUGGAUGAAGUGUUAGCAUCCUUGAAGCGUGGUAGUUUCCAUCUGAAGAAGGUGGAGCAGCGGACUCUGCCUCCCUUUCCUGAUGAAGACGAUAGUAAUAAUAUUUUGGCGCAGAUAAGGAAAGGGGUAAAAUUGAAGAAGGUUCAGAAAGAAGUUCUGAGAGAGUCCUUCACGCUUCUGCCUGAUACAGACCCUUUGACACGGAGCAUCCAUGAGGCUCUGAGAAGAAUUAAGGAAGCAUCCCCAGAGUCGGAGGACGAGGACGAGGCUUUGCCUUGCACAGACUGGGAGAACUAGCAGGUAACUUAACAGAGAGAAGAAAAAUACCCAUGGAUGAAGACUGGCUCUGAUUCUUUUGGGGGAAAGUUUAAGCUCUUGGUCCCACAGUUGGAUUCCAUUAGAUCCCGAGUCUAUUGACAACAUGGUAUGACACAAAAGGAAGGAGACGGGGGUUAUUACUGUUCAGUCCCUCUCCUCCAUAGUGCUGACGUCAGCUUUGUGUGCAGUGUUCCCGACUGCAGUGAGAACAGGCGCCGGGGGACGGCUGUUCUUACACAUUCUUUUCCCGGCUGCCCACUCACAGUCUCACCGUGGCCAGGCGCGUCCCUGUGAAUUGGGACAGCACGGGGUUGGCGUCCUUCUGCUGUGCAGGCUGCUUGGGAUUCAUCUUCCAGGGAACUGAGAAGAUGCUUGCUUGGAGCACAGCUGCUUCUCCACCAGGUUAUAGAAGCAGAGUGACGGGCUGACCAAGAUGUUUAUCAAGAUAGUUAUGGUCAGGAAUUAAAAGAAAACAACAUGAAAUGCACUUAAAAUGUCCACGUCACUCACUCAUCUCCAGAGGAGAUGUUCAGUACCUGAGAAGCCAGUGGAGAUAGAUGCCUAUUGUGUGCACCGAAACAUGGCACAUUCUCACAGGGCAUAUUUUUAAGAGGCCACCGUCUUACAUUUUGUAAGAGUUUGAAGUUAAAAUUUCCAUGCUUUUAAAAUAGCGUUUCAUAAUUCUGUAUUUAGAAUAGUUUGAAUUUUAUGUGCGUCCUGUUUAUGAGAAGCAAUGCUUUGUAAUUUGAUAAUGUUACUUUUAGUCUUUUUGUUUGAACUACUGCUUGAUUACUAUAACUCAUGACUUUCCUAUUGAGAAUCAAAAAUCAGGAUUCAACAGUAGGGAUACAAACAAAUUACAACUCCGUGUAUCAUGCACCAGUUUAAGGUUUAUUGCUGUGCUCCUGGUGGGGAGCGUGUGUUGAGUAAAGGUCUGGAAGGCAGGGGGCGGUCCCGAGAGCCUCCGGCCGUCAUUUCACCGUCUUUUUAUUCCGCAGCUAGAAUUUUAGGAGAGUGUUUGUUGCUGUGACUAAGUCUUUAAACUUACAUGGGCAGAUCCAGAGCUGGCCUGGCUGUGUCUGUAAGGGUCCAUUUAUGAGUGGAGCUGGCGCUGCUUGUCGGUGCGGACAUGCCUGUAGGCAGAUAUGCAGGACCCGUUUACAGCACAUUGUAGUGUGUGCUAAUGAUGGAGGAGGAAUUGAAAAACCAAAAAGAA